GUAUCUGGCAGCACUUUAAGUCUAAAUUGGUGACCCUGGCAAUACCGACCUAAUAAAGAAAAGGAAUAUUAAAGAAUAAAAAGAAGGAAGAAACCAAAGAAACAAAGGAAAAGAGGGACACUUGAAAGUUAGCCAGCAACGUGAACGGCCGCAUACGAGAGUCUCUACAUUGGCGACGAGGAUCAAAAAAAAAUAUAAAAAAAUAUAUAAUAAACUAACGCGCAAUGUCUGAUAACUUUGCAUCAAAAUAUUUAGAACUACCGCCGUUCGACUACACUCUAUAUGAAGAAAAUUGUGGUUUAGAGUGGAGAAAUUGGCUCCGUUCAUUCGAGUGGUACCUUAAAGCAACUCAGAUCGAAGACGAUUCUGAAAAGUUCGUAAAACUGCUACACUUGGCUGGGCGCAAGGUUCAGGAGUUGUAUGAAGCUCUACCAACACCAGCAAGUCUGGCUGAAGUUGCUCGUGGACCACUUGCCAUCGGGUGUAGCCCACAUCCAACAGAUUAUGGCAUCGCGUUAUGCAAGUUAAACGAAUUUUUUGAACCGAAAAGAAAUGCCACAUACGAACGACACGUUUUUCGUCUCAUUAAACAAGAAAAAAGCGAACAAUUCGGUAUAUUCGUCAUGAGACUUCGCAUACAAUCUGAAAAAUGCGAUUUUGGCGAGGCCGCCGAAGAUAAUGUCGAAGAUCAAUUUAUCGAAAAAUGUUUUUCGGCGAAACUUCGGCGGGAGCUGCUUAAGUUGGGUGACUGCAAGCUGGACAACAUUUUGAGAUCGGCAAAAGUAUUCGAAGCAAUUGAGGAACAAUGUAAGACUUUCGACUCAAGUGUAAACACAAACAACCAACUAUCAGAAAACGUCAAUACAAUCGACUCCAAAGCAAUUUUCAAAACGAAUAGGGCCAAUGACAACAAAAUUGAGUGCACCCGAUGUGGAUAUGCUGGGCAUAGGGCUUUCGACGAAAAAUGCCCAGCAAGAGGCAAGCUUUGCAACAAAUGCGGUGGCAAGGAUCAUUUUAUUAGGAAGUGUCGCAGCAAAAAGCGAAUCCAUUCAUACAACACUGCAACUACAAAAGAACCAGAUUUCAAACAAAGAAUGAAGCAUGAAUCUGAAGACCGCCAAACAAAAAAAAUCAAAGCAACUGAAUCCGAAACUAUUAAACUGCUUGACAGCACAACAAAACUCGAUGAAUACAUUUUCUGCAUUGGUGACAGUAAGGCCAAUGAAAUUAGUUGCAAAAUUGGUGGAGUGACAAUCACAGUAGUUGUGGAUUCAGGUUCAAAAUACAAUAUAAUUGACGGUAGCAACUGGGAUUUUCUUAAGGCGAACAAAGUUAAAGUCUCCAAGCAACGGAAGGAUGCUGAUGGUCUUGAGUUUAAAGCGUACGGUGGACAUCCAUUAACUACCAUUGGAAUAUUUGAAGCAACGGUUGAGACUACAUCCAAGUGCUGUGUGGCUGAUUUUUAUGUUGUUAAAGACUAUGGAAAAGCUUUGAUUGGCUAUGAGACUGGUAUUCCACUAGGUGUUAUGAAAAUCGGGGAAAAUAUCAAUCAAGUCGAACAACAGAGCAGCAUGAGCAAAAUAAAAGGGUUUGUUGUUGACAUACCUUUGAAGGAAAACGUCAAACCAGUAGCACAACCAUAUCGCCGAGUACCAGUGCCACUAGAAGAAGCCGUUGACAAAAAAAUUGAUGAGCUACUUGAACAGGGUAUCAUAGAAAAAGUAAAUGAGCCUUCUCAAUGGAUUUCACCUGUAGUACCAGUUCCAAAAGGUGAUGAUGUUCGAGUCUGCAUCGAUAUGCGUCGGGCCAACGAGGCUGUACAAAGAGAGAACCACCCACUUCCAACCAUGGAAGAUUUUCUUCCCCACAUCGGAAAAGGGCAGUUCUUUACCAAGUUGGACGUGAAAAAUGCUUUCCACCAGGUGGAAAUUUCAAAGGAGUCUAGACCGAUUACAACCUUUAUUACCAGGAAGGGUUUAUUCCGUUACACCAGACUCAUGUUUGGAAUAGCUUGCGCACCGGAAUUAUUCCAAAAAAUUAUGGAACAAAUUUUGGUUGGUUGUGAAGGGUGCCUGAAUUACAUGGACGAUAUAAUUAUAUACGGGGAGACAAUGGAGGAACUGAAUAAGCGAGUAGAAAGAGUUUUGAAAACUCUUAAAAAUUUUAACGUCAUGUUAAAUCAGGCGAAGUGUAUUUUUGGUGUACGAGAGCUGGAGUUUUUGGGCCACAAGUUAUCGGCAUCCGGCAUCACUCCUACACAAAGUAAAGUUGAGGCCGUACAAAAUUUUCGUCGCCCGUCAUGUGUAGCGGAAGUGCGUAGUUUUCUUGGCCUUGUUAAUUUCGUUGGAAAAUUUAUUCCAAACUUAGCCGAUCUGACCGAACCACUUCGAGUUUUAACAAAGAAGAAUGCAACAUUUGAGUGGAAAACCGAACAAGGCGUUGCGUUUGAAAGUCUUAAAAAAAGUCUAACAAACGAUUUAGUAGUGGGUUAUUACGAUGUAAAGAAUCGCACUCAAGUGUAUGCUGAUGCCAGCCCAAUUGCUCUAGGUGCUGUUUUGAUUCAAAUCAAUGAAAAGGGCCCGAGAGUGAUCACAUACGCCAGUAAAAGUUUGAGCGAUACCGAAAAACGCUAUUGCCAAACAGAAAAGGAAGCUUUGGCUUUAGUAUGGUCAGUUGAGAGGUUUAAUUUUUAUUUAUUCGGCCGAACAUUUGAACUCGUCACCGACCACAAAGCAUUGGAAACAAUAUUUUCUCCAACCAGUCGACCUUGUGCAAGGAUAGAACGCUGGGUUCUUCGUUUACAAUCCUAUAAAUUUAAGGUUGUGUAUAAACCUGGAAAGAAUAAUAUUGCAGAUCCAUUAUCUCGAUUAGUUGUUACGAGCAAAGCAGAGCCGUGGCAUGAUGAUUUGGACACUGAAGAAUACAUCAAUUAUGUGAUAGCAAAUGCCGUACCAGUCGCUUUGAAACUGGAUGAAAUCAAAGAGGCUUCUGAAAAAGACAUAACUAUAAACGAUGUUAAAACUGGACUCACAGGAAGCAUUUGGUCUGACAGAGCUAGACCAUUUAAAAUAUUUGAAACCGAGCUUUGUUUGGCUGGAAGUAUUUUACUUCGAAGCAACCGCAUUGUUAUGCCAGAAAGUCUGCGAAUUCGUACAAUCGAAUUAGCACACGAGGGACACCCGGGAAUCACGGUAAUGAAACGUCGAUUAAGAUCGAAAGUGUGGUGGCCAAAAAUAGAUAUUGAAGCGGAAAGCUUUGUAAAAAAGUGUCAUGGUUGCACAAUGGUUUCGGCACCACCACCACCCGAGCCAUUGAAGCGCAAAGAGCUUCCUUCUGAACCAUGGUCUCACCUAGCCAUUGAUUUCAUGGGCCCGCUACCUUCAAGUCAUUACCUCCUUGUUGUUGUCGACUAUUUUAGUCGGUUUAUUGAGGUGGAAAUUAUGACAAAGAUUACAACACUCGAAACAAUCAAAAGACUUAGAGUUAUUUUCGCACGUUUUGGUCGACCUAAUUUCAUAACAGCUGACAAUGGAACGCAAUUCAUCAGCACUGAGUUCAAAGAAUAUUGCAAUGAAAAUAAUAUACAAGUAAUUCACUCUACACCAUUUUGGCCACAGCAGAACGGGGAAGUGGAGCGCCAAAAUCGAUCUAUUUUAAAGCGCCUUAAAAUAAGUCAGAAUUUACAUCACGAUUGGCAAAAAGAGUUGCAGGACUAUUUGUUAAUGUAUCGUUCUACGCCACACUCUACCACAUUAAAAUCACCGUCGGAGUUAAUGUUUGGCAGAACAAUUAGAGACAAAUUACCACAAAUAAAUCAGCCUUUUGUAUAUGACGAAGAAUUACAUGAUCGUGACAAAACAAAGAAAGACCAUGAGAAACUUUAUGCGGAUGAAAAACGUGGUGCUAAAGAUAAUAUGAUAGCAGUCGGAGAUUUAGUGUGGUUAAAGAAUUUGGUCAAUACAAACAAGCUGUCAGUAACGUUCGAACCAACUGAUUUCAAAGUAAUUGAACGCAGUGGUUCAGAGAUUGUCGUGGAAAAUCUUGAAACAGGAGUACGUUAUCGACGAAAUGUUUCGCACGUCAUACGUGUGCCAGUACAAAAUGAAGAGGAAAAUGAUGAAGGACUGAAACAAAGCACAGAUCAAAUAGACUUAAGCUACCAGGGACCAACAACCAGCAAGAGAGCAAACUCGGAUGACUUACCGCCUCGCAAGAGAAGAGCACCAGCCAAACUCCAGGAUUAUACCCAGUAA
Messenger RNA from Eupeodes corollae, 4253 nucleotides. RefSeq lists its product as uncharacterized. The transcript has 3 exons. Gene Ontology annotation, biological process: DNA integration. Gene Ontology annotation, molecular function: zinc ion binding; nucleic acid binding. Bases 225 to 4253 code for a protein of 1342 amino acids. The record is from RefSeq and is a predicted model, not a curated record. NCBI's taxonomy places the organism in Eukaryota, Metazoa, Arthropoda, Insecta, Diptera, Syrphidae.